AUGUCGGCGCUGUUCAAGCUCUGGGUGAUGCUGACGGGUGUGAGCUUGCACCUGCUGUGGACCCAGCGCAACCACGCCAAGCACCGCAACCGCGCGAUGCCCCCGGCCCACGUCAUUCUGGACGUCUCGUUCGUCACAUGGCUGCGAUCGGUUCGACGAUGGAUGCGUCUGCAAGUCCCAGACGACGCCGAGCUCGCAGCCGUGCAGGCUGCUCUAGUCACACUGCUGCGCCAAACCAACUACCGCGACCUCCACGCCAAGUAUCCGCGGUGCUUGGCGCUCGACACGACCUUCGACGUCCACUAG
This is a messenger RNA of Aphanomyces invadans, 306 nucleotides long. RefSeq lists its product as hypothetical. The transcript has a single exon. NCBI's taxonomy places the organism in Eukaryota, Oomycota, Saprolegniomycetes, Saprolegniales, Verrucalvaceae. The record is from RefSeq and is a predicted model, not a curated record. Bases 1 to 306 code for a protein of 101 amino acids.